Messenger RNA from Carassius gibelio (silver crucian carp), 1781 nucleotides. RefSeq names its product pseudouridylate synthase RPUSD2. Bases 26 to 1765 code for a protein of 579 amino acids. Gene Ontology annotation, biological process: pseudouridine synthesis. Gene Ontology annotation, molecular function: pseudouridine synthase activity; RNA binding. Lineage: Eukaryota; Metazoa; Chordata; Actinopteri; Cypriniformes; Cyprinidae. The record is from RefSeq and is a predicted model, not a curated record. The transcript has 3 exons.
AGUAUUUGUCGCUGAGAGCCGCUGGAUGGCAUGGUUUACGUGUGUGAAGAGGAAGGUAGCAGGUUUAAAUGCGUUACUUUGCGUUGGAAAAAGAGAAAACAGUCAUUUUCUGAGACACUUGAAUCGAAACGUGAGUGUUAAAACUCUGCGAACGCUACGGACAGCGCAAGUGUCCUUUAUAAACUUGAACUUCCCAAAACAAGAGUCCUACACUGCAGCUCACGCCAUGGAGACUAAAGAUGCCGCGGUUGAAGAAGACAGCUGUGACACGGACAGCACUGUAAGAACAAACUGCGGUAAACGUAAAAACGAGGAGACAGACGAGGCAGCGAAACGAGACAGCCGCAAGAAGCACAAGAAGAAGUGCGUGAAACAGCUGCGUCCCGGAGAGAGGCACGUGCCUCCGCCGCAGAAACGCAACACGGGCGUGAGUUUCAGUCGAGAACAUUUUGAGGAAACCUCCUACUAUUUUGAAGGCGGUCUUCGCAAAGUGUAUCCUUAUUAUUUUGAUUUCACAACUUACUGUAAGGGACGCUGGGUUGGUAAAACACUACUAGAGGUUUUUAAGAGUGAAUUCCGGGCGGAGUCUCUGGAUUACUACAAUAAGGCUGUCAAAGAAGGGCGUAUUAAACUGAAUGAAACACCUGUGGAUGACCUGAAUCUAAUACUUAAGAACAAUGACUUUAUGAGGAACACCGUGCAUCGUCAUGAGCCCCCUGUGACUGGGAGGCCCUUGGAGGUUCUGGUGGAUGAUGGGGAAGUUGUGGUGGUGGAUAAACCUGCCUCACUGCCUGUGCAUCCCUGUGGCCGCUACCGUCACAAUACUGUCAUUUUCAUUCUGGGAAAGGAGAAAGGCCUUAGUGGGCUUCACACAGUACAUCGGCUGGACCGCCUCACCUCAGGUGUGCUGCUGUUUGCUCGUACACUCGAGGUCUCCAAAAAGCUGGAUGCGAUGGUUCGUGAGAGACAGUUAGAGAAGGAGUAUGUGUGUCGUGUGGAAGGGGAGUUUCCAGAGGGUGAGGUGGUGUGUGAGGAACCCAUCCUGGUAGUGUCCUUCCGCGUGGGCCUCUGUAGGGUGGAUCCCAAAGGCAAAGAAUCCCGCACAGUUUUCCAGAGACUAAGCUAUAAUGGGCACUCUAGUGUAGUCCGCUGUCUGCCUCUCACAGGACGUACGCACCAGAUUCGUGUUCAUCUUCAGUUCCUUGGCUUUCCAAUCCUGAAUGAUCCCAUCUAUGGGUCUUCUGCAUGGGGUCCAAACAGAGCCAAAGGAGGGCUAGUAGGUAUGAGUGAUGAAGAGCUUCUAGAAGCUCUUAUAGAAGAGCAUCGUUCAAAGGAGAGUCUGCACUUGUUGGAUUUGCCUGACGAAGAGGUGUCAGGAAAGCAAUUGCCCAAGAAAGAGUAUAGUGAUGGUGCUCAAGAACACAAUGACCAAAUAAACGCACCUGAGUCAAGUGGUGUUGCAUGUGAUGACAAUUCCUGUAAAUUGACACAGGAGGAAGUGAAGGCAGAAGGUAGUCAAGAACUUCACAAGAGCACAUCUGCUGCUGAGACUGAGGGGGAGAUUAAUGGCGAUGAAGCCUCCAGAACUGCAAAAUCAAUUACUUUCAUCAGAGAUAAUUUAUGUGGUGAGUGUAAAAUUGUGCGACCUGACCCAAUGGAGAAGGAUUUGAUUAUGUACCUACAUGCAUUACGCUACAAAGGACCUGACUUUGAAUACUCCACCCAAAUGCCUGACUGGGCUAAAGAAGAUUGGCUUCAGGAUUAAACUAAAAUCAGAUGUA